AUGGCUUCGUCCCGCCGUGGAGUUGGCCUCGGCGCCUUCUCCAACGCCGCAAUCUCCUCCGAUCAGUACGCCCGCCACGGCGCCGCCCUGCGUACGAUCCACGCCGAGGCCUUGUCCACCCAGCUCUCCGUCUUCCAAGCCGCCCUUCACAACUUCUCCCUCACCCACGCCAAAGACAUCCGCAGCAAUCCAUCGUUCCGCGCCGAGUUUGCGCGCAUGUGCAAUGCCAUUGGCGUUGAUCCCUUGGCCGCCAGCAAUGUUAAGGGCGGCGGUGCGGCGGGAACGGGGAAGAGUGUGUGGGCGAAGAUGCUGGGCAGCAGUGUCAACGACUUCUACUUCGAGCUUGCCGUGCGAGUGCUGGAGGUAUGCAGAGAGACGAGAAAUGAGAAUGGAGGGAUGAUUGCCGUGGGUGAAGUACGAAAGCGGAUCGAGAAGGGCAGAGGCCUGGUGGGUGGAGGGAUGGAAGUCACGGAAGACGAUGUCCUCCGCGCCCUGGAUGCCUUAGCACCUCUCGGUGGCGGGUUCAAGACUACCAUGCUGGGCUCUACAAAAUACAUUCGCUCAGUGCCGAAGGAGCUGAAUGCCGAUCAAGCGACCGUGCUCGAGGUUAUCCAGGUGCUGGGCUAUGUGAGCGUCUCCAUGCUCCAAGCCAACCUCGACUGGGAGCGCGCGAGAGCCAUAGCCGUCAUCGACGACCUCGUAGCGGACAGCUUAGUCUGGGUGGAUUCGCAAGCCGGCGAAACCGAGUUCUGGAGUCCGGCUUCCAUGCAUGCGGGAUGA
Neohortaea acidophila is the source of this 780-nucleotide messenger RNA. Its product is annotated as EAP30/Vps36 family-domain-containing protein. The record is from RefSeq and is a predicted model, not a curated record. The transcript has a single exon. Lineage: Eukaryota; Fungi; Ascomycota; Dothideomycetes; Mycosphaerellales; Teratosphaeriaceae. Gene Ontology annotation, cellular component: ESCRT II complex. Gene Ontology annotation, biological process: protein transport to vacuole involved in ubiquitin-dependent protein catabolic process via the multivesicular body sorting pathway. The coding region runs from base 1 to 780 and encodes 259 amino acids.